This is a messenger RNA of Acanthosepion pharaonis, 1104 nucleotides long. The record is from the annotation of a GenBank genome assembly. NCBI's taxonomy places the organism in Eukaryota, Metazoa, Mollusca, Cephalopoda, Sepiida, Sepiidae.
AUGACUAUCUAUCUAUCUAUCUAUCUAUCUAUCUAUCUAUCUAUCUAUCUAUCUCUCUCUCUCUCUCUCUAUAUAUAUAUAUAUAUAUAUAUAUAUAAAUUCAUUCUCUCGCUUUUUUUCUAUAACACACGUAGCUUUCUUAUAAAUAUUCGUUCUUUCUUUCGUUCUAUCGUUCUUUAUGUGAUCAUUAUCAAUCUAUCUGUUCAUAUCUAUCUAUCUAUCUAUCUAUCUAUCUAUCUAUCUAUCAAAUUCUGUUCAUAUCUAUCUAUCUAUCUAUCUAUCUAUCUAUCUAUCUAUCUAAUUCUGUUCAUAUCUAUCUAUCUAUCUAUCUAUCUAUCUAUCUAUCUAAUUCUGUUCAUAUCUAUCUAUCUAUCUAUCUAUCUAUCUAUCUAUCUAUCUAUCUAUCUAUCUAUCUCUGUUAUUCUCUCUUUCAGCCUGUUCAUAUCUUUCUCUCUUUCAGUUUACUCAUCUCUAUUUGUCUAUCUAUAUAUCUAUGUCUGUUUAUCUCUCAUUUUCUAUCUCCGAUGUUCAUCUAUCUAUCUAUCUAUCUAUCUAUCUAUCUAUCUAUCUAUCUAUCUAUCUAUCUAUCUGUACGCAUCUAUGUUCUUUUCUCUCUCUAGCUACCUUUUCAUCUCUCUCUCUCACAAUGUCUAUCUAUCUAUCUAUCUAUCUAUCUAUCUAUCUAUCUAUCUAUCUAAUUCUCUUCAUAUCUAUCUAUUUCUCUUCAUAUCUAUCCAUCCGAGUCUCUUCAUAUCUAUCUAUCUAUCUAUCUAUCUAUCUAUCUAUCUAUCUAUCUAUCUAUCUAUCUGCUCACCUCCAUAUAUGACUUUCUCCGUUCAUACCUAUGUUCAUCUACCCCUCCCUAGCUUUCUCUGUUCACCCACUUUCUCUCUUUCUUUAUUUUCACAUAUCUAUGUUUUAAUAUCUAUCUAUCUAUCUAUCUAUCUAUCUAUCUAUCUAUCUAUCUAUCUAUCUAUCUAUCUAUCUAUCUAUUCUGAUCAUAUCUAUCUAUCUAUCUAUCUAUCUAUCUAUCUAUCUAUCUAUCUAUCUAAUUCUGAUCAUAUCUAUCUAUCUAUCUAUCUGACCGCUUAUAUCCUUUUAUGA